AUUUGUUUUAUUUCCAUUUUUAGUGUGCCUUAAACUUCUUUUAUACAUAAAUUCACACAACAGUUAGCUGGCGCAGAAGACCACGAAAACAACUUGGAUUGCAAGCGAAGAUAACCAGAACAAAUACAAAAUAAAACAUGGAAACGCCCAACAAGAAAAAGAAAGCCAAAAAAAAUACAAAAUGGGACAACUCCACGCAGGCAAAGGAACAGAGCAGCGACAAGAAGUCAACGCCAGAGAAGCCUCCAGUAUGGCGAUCCAACUUGAAGGCAAAGCCCAUCGAGGGCUUACAGGUGGUUGGUGUCGCCGAGAGGUCAAGCCUCAAGGGUUGGGUGACAAGCGUCUUGGGCGACGGCGUCACCCAGGCGGACAUGGAGCUGCGCUCGGGUGUCGUCUUCUGCCAGCUGAUCGCCCAAAUCUAUCCGGGCUCCAUUGCCACAUCGAACAUUAAGCUGAAGGCCAAGAUGGUGCAUGAGCGCGCCCACAACAUAACUCUGCUGAAGAAGGCCCUGAAGCAGCAAGAAGGAGCCACGGGCAUGAAGGAGGCGGAGGUCACCAAGAGGCUGAACGGCAGCAGCAACGAUCUGUUCGAGUUCCUGAAAUAUCUGCAGGACAUGCAUGUGGCCACUGUGCCACCUCGCCCACCAGUUGUCGCGGCAGCUCCAGCGAAGAAGCAGCCGCCAAAGUCCAAGAAGAGACCCCUGGCAAGGAUUGCUCCGAAAAAGAAGACACAACCUACGAAAGAAAUGAAGAUGGAGAUGGAGACGAAGACGGAGCCUACAGCCUGCGAACUGAGUGCUGCAGUGGACAGCUGUGCCAGCUCAACUCUCACUUAUGCCAUGCCCCAGGAGGAGGAGGAGGCUGUCCCCGCCGCAAAGCCUGAGGAACAAACACCAAAGCCCGGCGUAUCGAUGCUCCAAAAACUCUUCGACCGCCAGGAGUUCAAGCGUGCCUUGGCCAAUCAUUUGGACGUCCUCGACGAGACCGAUUCGGAUAAUGAAGAAUUCGAAUAUAACCGGGAGCGCAUCGAUCGCAUUGGUCAGGGGUUCUUUGACAUCAUUUAUCACUUUGGGUAUGUCAUGCGUGAUGAGAUCAAGGCCAGCGGCGGUGCACGCACCGAAAGGGACAUCGUGCUGGAGAUCCUUGGCGAUAUUCGCCGGAUGCGCAUCGAUGUCAAGGAACUCAAUCGCGACGGCACACCCAAAAGCCUUUACGAAUUGAAGCGCACAUUUAUCUCGACCUUUCAGGAGUUCGUUGACAUCUAUGAGAUCACUGCCGAUAUCACAACUGUGCCCGAGGUGAUGACGGUCGAGGCGAUGCCUGUCCAUCGCCAUCCGCGCUUCAAGUUCAACAGACGGACUCGCCAUUGGUUUCCGGAAUAUCAUCCCGAGACCAUGCUAAAUGGUAAGAGUCUGGAACAUUUGCCAAUGCUGGCCAAGGGUCAGACGCUGCAGGAAAUGCUGCAGCAGUGGAACAAGUCGCAUGGGAUCAAAGAGGACACAGAAGCCACAAAGGAGCCACAGCCAGAGGCCAAAGUCAAAGAGGAGCCACAGCCAGAGGCCAAAGUCAAGGAGGAGCCACAGCCAGAGACCGCCACAAUCGAUGAGUCCCAGCUGGUGCCAGAACAGACCUCGGUGCCGCAGUCCGUUCAUGUGGUUCCCUGUGAAGAGGAGGAACAGGAUACAGGACUGGAGAUGCCUCAGCCGGAGAUGGUGCCAGAAGCGACCUCUUGGCCAUUCGAAGAGUUCCCACAGUUCGGUGUUGCCCAGAAGGAGGAACGAGAGAUGAAUCCCUGUGAAGAGGAGGAACAGGAGACAGGAAAGAAGAUGCCGAAGAUGGUGCCAGAAGCGAUCUCUUGGCCAUUCGAAGAGUUCCCACAGCUCGAAGUUGCCCAAAACGAACUCGAGAUGGAUUUCCCCAAGAUGGAGCACGAAGAGUUGAAGGAAGUCGAGCUGGAGAUGAUGCCAGAAGCGAUCUCUUGGCCAUUCGAAGAGUUCCCACAGUUCGGUGUUGCCCAGAAGGAGGAACGAGAGAUGAAUCAAAUCCAAGAAGAACUCAAGAAGGAGGUCCCCAAAGAGCACGAAGAGUUGAAGGAAGCCGAGCUGGAGUCUUUGCGAUUCGAAGAUCCACAGUUCUAUGUCGCCCGAGUCGACGAGCGAGAGAAGUUUCAGUUCCGAAAGGAACUCAAGAGGAAGAUCCCCAAGAUGGAGCUCGAAGAGUUGAAGCCAGAAGCGAUGUCUAUGCGAUUCGAAGACCCACACUUAUAUGUCGCCCGAGUCGACGAGCGAGAGCAGUUUCAGUUUCAAAAGGAACUCAAGAGGAAGAUCCCCAAGAUGGAGCUCGAAGAGUUGAAGGAAGUCGAGCCGGAGAUAGUGCCAGAAGCGAUGUCUUUGCGAUUCGAAGAUCCACAGUUAUAUGUCGCCCCAGUCGAGGAGGUCCCCAAGAUGGAGUGCGAAGAGUUGAAGGAAGUCGAGGAGGUGCCCAAGAUGGAGCCCGAAGAGUUGAAGGAAGUCGAGCGAGAGGCAUCGCCUGCUGCAUUCGAUGAGCCACAAUCGGAGCUGACUUCCCCAACAGCAGAGGCUGAUCCAAACUCCGGCAGUGAGUCGUUGACUUUUGGUUUCUUCGAGAAUGACGAGCUGGUGAGCCUGCUGGAGACAGCAGCCGGGCAGCGGCCAGCAACGCCAGAGAUGGCCCAGAACCUUUUCAUGUCACAGCCAGCUAUGAUGCCAGAUUGUGGCCGAAUGGUUGCACGGAAGAUGCCUCGGCAGACAGAAGUUAAGGCCGCGACAGCCCGGGCACUGAUGAGUCUCCUUGGCGACGAUGGCACUCUGGUACGCAAGCAUCCUGUUGCUCCGCAGGAGACAUCUUCCCUGGCACCAACCUCACCCGAGCGGAAUGCUGUUACCGAGCAAUUCGUGUGGAAGACACCGCUGCCAACGAUGAUGACUCUUCGUGCGGCGGUUAAUUUUUUGAUUGAUUUGCCCGAGGAGGACGUUGAUCGUUUGAUGAUGGUGGUGCCUAUGGAUGAAUCCCAAAUCGAGGAGCAGCUCUCAACGUACGAGCAACUGGAGCCGUCCCCCGAUAUGCAGCAGCUGGAGCCGCCUGAGCCCCAACAGCCGACUGAUUAAUUGUUGCCGCUCCCAAGUUAAAUUGUUUAUUUAUUUCUAUGUAUAUUUAUUUUGUUAAGU
Messenger RNA from Drosophila subobscura, 3188 nucleotides. Its product is annotated as titin-like. The transcript is spliced from 3 exons. Lineage: Eukaryota; Metazoa; Arthropoda; Insecta; Diptera; Drosophilidae. Gene Ontology annotation, molecular function: protein binding. The record is from RefSeq and is a predicted model, not a curated record. The coding region runs from base 138 to 3128 and encodes 996 amino acids.